ACAAGCAGCAACAGCAGCAGCAGCAGUUAGCCACAUUAGGGCCGAUGCGUAUUAACAUGCAAAAGUUUAGAAACAAACGAUUCUGCUCCUGAACGGAAGCAAGAACUACUGUGUGGGAAGUCCGAAACGGCUGUCGAAGAUAUGGACCGUUGCUGGCGCGCCUAACAGCCUGUUAUUGGUGUUAUUUGGAGCUUCAAAUGUCGGAAAAGUCGCUCGGUGUUUUGUCGUCGUUGAACAAGAUGGCAGCAGCAGCGGCGGCAGCAGGCAGUGCGCCUCCGAGCCUCGCUCUGAGCCCGGUUGUUGACGAUCUGGAUUAUAUGCUUCACUGGGUUUACUGAAGGUAUGGCCUCACAAGUCUUGGUCUACCCAUCACACCUCCACUCAGCUCAAACAAGUGCCUUAGGAACCAGCAGCAGUGGUACCAGCAGACGCACAGGUGAAAUUCACCGCAGUCACAACACCAGCAGAGCCUUUCGGAACAGAUCCCUGCCUAAGACCUACGUGAUUGGCGUCAACUACGGUAUUGCCUAUCCCAACAAUAUCCUCCCAUCCUCAACGGGUAUCGCUCCAGCAAGACUUAAGGGUGGACUCCAGUUUGAAGAAAGGGGAGUGUUGCCAUUGCAGACUGGAGGACUACAGAGAGAGGAAAGCUGUGAGAGACAAGCAGGUCCAGCUGGGAUCCAGGAUCGGGAAUCUCUUUGUCAGAGCACAGGACCACUGGAAGCGAGGCUUUGUGGGGACAGUGGUGGAACUGAUUUGGGAGGAGGGCGCUUGGAUUGUGGCCUACUAAGGAGGGCCUGUAUAAGAGGAGAGAAGGAAGAGAAGAGAAACGGAGUCCAGGCGAUAGCUGGAUACGUUACUCUUCUUGACACAGGUGGCACACAGAGAUGUGAAGAGAAGCCAGGUGAAGGUGGAGAACGACCACAGGAGAAAAAUUGUGUUGGAGCCAUGCAGAUAGUGGAGAAGGUGUCAAAGCUACCUCCACUUCCUGCUUCUUUGACCAUGUUGCAAACCAGCACCGGGAACAAUGCAGAUGCUGUCACAGUUGGAGGAGCAGGAACACUGCCUGCACAGCACAACAGGGUUCAGGCAGUGACCGUAGAUGGGGCUGAAACCAGACCCAACCCAAGUGCUGAGGCUGUCGCAGGAGUUUCUGUAACCAGAAGUGCGUCAGGAGAUGGUGAUUACCAGUUAGUCCAGCAUGAGGUUCUGUGCUCCAUGAAAAACAGUUAUGAAGUUUUGGAGUUUCUGGGCCGUGGCACAUUUGGUCAGGUUGUGAAGUGUUGGAAGAGGGGAACCAAUGAAGUGGUGGCUGUGAAAAUACUGAAGAACCAUCCAUCCUACGCACGCCAAGGACAGAUUGAGGUGGACAUACUGGCCCGUCUCAGCAGCGAGAAUGCAGAUGAGCACAAUGUGGUGCGCGCUCUGGAGUGCUUCCAGCACCGCAGCCACACAUGCCUCGUCUUUGAGAUGCUGGAGCAAAACCUCUAUGACUUCCUUAAGCAGAACAAGUUCAGCCCACUGCCACUCAAAAUCAUCCGGCCGAUUCUGCUGCAGGUUGCAACAGCCUUGAAGAAGCUGAAAUCUCUGGGUUUGAUCCAUGCUGACCUGAAGCCUGAAAACAUCAUGCUGGUGGACCCGGCCAGGCAGCCCUACAGAGUCAAGGUCAUUGAUUUUGGGUCAGCUAGUCACGUGUCAAAAGCCGUCUGCUCCACUUACCUGCAAUCCAGAUAUUACAGAGCUCCAGAGAUUAUUUUGGGCCUGCAGUUUUGCGAGGCCAUUGACAUGUGGUCCCUGGGCUGUGUGAUAGCUGAGCUCUUCUUGGGUUGGCCCCUCUACCCCGGAGCGCUGGAGUACGACCAGAUCAGAUACAUCUUUCAGACUCAGGGCUUACCUGGUGAGCACCUGCUCAACAAGGGGACCAAGACAUCUCGAUUCUUCUCCAAAGAGUCAGACUCGCCGUAUGCCUCCUGGAGACUAAAAACCACAGAAGAGCAUGAACAAGAAACCGGACUGAAAUCCAAAGAGGCCAGAAAGUACAUCUUCAGCUGUCUGGAUGACAUUGCACACGUGAACAUGGUGCUGAGUCCCGAUAGCAGUGACGUGCAAGCAGAGAAGGCUGACAGGAGGGCGUUUGUGUCACUCUUGAAGAGCAUCCUGAUGAUUGAUGCUCAGGAGAGAACUGUUCCCUCCAGUGUCCUCAGUCACCCCUUCCUCACAAUGACUCAUCUGCUUGACUACCCACACAGUCAACAUGUGCAGUCAUCAUUCCGCAUCAUGGACAUGUGCCACAGUCGGUCCACCAGCUCAGUUUUUGAUGCUCUGAACCAGAACACCAUUCAUUUUCCUCGACCUCCUGUAGCUCCAACAGUAUCAAACGGACUACCCUUGGGCUACAGCAAUAUACCGGUCCACACUCAGGCUAUAACCCAGACAGCUCCCUCAGUGUUGCAUCCUGGGAUAGCACUGACGGCUGGGAAUGGACAGUUUGGUUGCAGUGACUCUUUCCCUCCAGCUCUUCUUCUCUGUCCUCCAGCCAUGCAGGGAAACCUUAACCAACCAGCUGGGUAUUCUGUUCCCAUGGUAACUCAGGCUCCUCCCAUACAACCCCUGCCAGUAAGGCCUGGGGUAAUAGCACAGCAGGCCUGGUCUAGUCGGGGUCAGCAACUCCUCGUCCCAGCAGCCUGGCAGCAGAUGACUCCAGUUGGUCCUCCUCCCUCACACCCUCCUCCUCCACCUCCCUCUUCCUUAUCCACUGACACUGUACCCGGCCCACAGAGAAUCAGUGACUGGGGGACAUUGCGCUCCCACAGCAGCCACUACACUUCAGUCAUGCAGCAGCCGCUCCUACCCAAUCAGAUGCCAGCUCUCUCUGCCCAUCAACCAAUGAAUAUUGGCAUCGCUCAUGUUGUCUGGCCCCAGUCUACUAAAAGGAACAGACACAGUCACAACAGGAACCUGUCCCAUCCCACCAACGUCCACAUCUCGGUUUGUCGGACCCCCAAGCUGGCUGAUGUCGUCGGACAGGCGGUUGUAGUUCGAGAGAAUCCUCAGAGGCAGGAUUCUCUGGAGGAAACAGGACGGUCAGAUGUUAGUCACACAGAACAGGAUGAUGACGAUGCAGAGAAGGAAGUGAGCUGCUUCAAAGCGGUGGUUCCAAACGGUAAUGAACACUUAAACCAGUCCAGUCAGCAGCAGCGAGAUGUGGCCGUCCUCAUGGCUGACACUCCGAGCCCUGCGCCCAGUGUGAUCAGCAUCCACAGCGAACUGACAGAUGGGGAAGAUGAAGACCCGCAGAAAUGCUGUCUAAGCGAGUGUAAAGAGGAGUGUGACUGUGAGGCCUGCAGACACACGAGCGUAUCUAUGGAGAGAGUUUGUUCCCUCAGCAGCCCUGACAGCAGCAUCAGCAGCAGCUCGUUUGCCUCCAACUCGCUCCAGUCCAGCCCCUCUGUCUCACCGUGCAAGAGACCCAACAGUAUGUCGGAGGACGAUGGUCAUGAGAGUGGCUGCGACACAGUGGAAGGCUCCCCCUCCUCCAACACAUCAGUUUCCCCACAUGGCAACAAUCCUUACCCUUACCUUGACAACAAAAACCAAAACAACCGCCCACCUUUGGCUGCUAUGGUCGCACCACUGUCUACCCCUGUGGUGCAGGGCAGGAGUCCCCGUGGCAUCAAGACGAUGGUGGUCCCACCAAUGAGAGUGCAGAACAACAACACUCCAGCGACUGAGGAGCGCAUCCAGAGAAUGGUGUCAGACUCCUGGUUCCGGUCCAAAGGGCGCUGCAGCCUCGCAGGGCAACUGAGCGCUCCCUCCACCAUCCCCCUCCUCCCGACUGGCCCCCUCCUGCCUCACCAGCAGAAACUGCUGGGACAGCAGCAGCACCCUCUGGGCUUUGGACAGGUGAAGCCGUACAGCAGCAAAGAGUGGAACGGCAACUACGGGGCACUGCGACCGCACGCCUACAUCCCCCCCACCAUUCUCACACACCUGCCACACAGCAGCCCCACCCACACUUCAGCCGUCCCCCCCACACACACCCUGCUGUCCUACGCUCCCAACGCCACUCUCACUGCUGGCCACCACCCCCACCCCAUGCUGCCCUCUUGUCCUCCUCCACCCUCUCUCCUCCAGCACAGCUACAGCCUCUCCCAUCCUCAAGGAGGCGCUAUAGUACACCAGAUGACCCUGGGCAUCAGUACCCACCCCCACCACCCUGGACACCCGGCACCUCAUCCGCACAGGCUCCUCCCUUCGCCUACUAUACAUCCGCAUCACCAGCCCGGCUACCAUCCUCACCAGUUCAAACCUCCUUUCCUGCCUCCUCCGCUCCCGCCUCACCCCUAUAUGGCCUCCCCGGCUACCUACGCCGGCUUCCCCCUCAGCCCCACCAAGCUCAGCCACCACCCCCAGUUCUCCUAUAUCUGAGGGCUGACAUGGGGCCGCAGCACCACCUUCAGGUGAGGAAGGAGAAUGGCAGAUGGACUGGAGCUGCGACCUGGGCAGUUAGAGCUCGCAGCCGAGCGCAAAAUGCACAUUUGUGAAGAAGAAGAAACUAAUGACUGGGUCACCUUGUUUUUAAUAGGAGAAUGAAAUCCAAAAGUGACAGUUGUGAAGAUGUUAGUUUGUGGUUUCGUCGGGUGCAGUUGGAUCGUCAAGUCCCGAGCGUGUUUGUCAGGCCGACUUAAAAUCACGGUGAGCGUUGGUGAGAACGACUGGUUCCACAAGCGAUCAUUUAAUAAGAGUGAGCAAGCUGCACGUGACCUUGUGCUUUUUUUUUUUUUUUUUUUUU
Thalassophryne amazonica is the source of this 4792-nucleotide messenger RNA. Its product is annotated as homeodomain-interacting protein kinase 3-like. NCBI's taxonomy places the organism in Eukaryota, Metazoa, Chordata, Actinopteri, Batrachoidiformes, Batrachoididae. The record is from RefSeq and is a predicted model, not a curated record. Gene Ontology annotation, molecular function: protein serine/threonine kinase activity; ATP binding; protein tyrosine kinase activity. Gene Ontology annotation, biological process: peptidyl-serine phosphorylation; peptidyl-threonine phosphorylation. Gene Ontology annotation, cellular component: cytoplasm; nucleus; PML body.